AUGGGAAACACCAACUCCGCAAUGAACCAAGACCCGCCAAAGGUGCACCGGGACCUUUGUGGACUGCGUUACGACAACCGAUACGGAUUCGCUUCGACCGACUUUCGAGGCAUCACAACGACGUGCUUCAACGAUGUCGUGCUGGAGCCGCUCGCAACAUGGGUGCUGCUGCUGGUGCUGCUGCCCUUGCUGACUCUGACAUUGAAACGCAAACGAUCAAGUACCAACACGACUUCGAGGCUGGUACAUUAUCGACCGAGCGCAUACCGAAACGAAACCAAGUUUAGCGGAAGACAUCCGGUCUGGCGCGUCGGUCUGGACGUUCUUUACAUGCUGCUUGUGGUUGCAGCGCUGUUGAUGAACAUUUUGCAGAUCGUGAGACUGGCACUGGCCAAUCGAGGCGUCGGCCUGCUGCCCUUCAAUCUGGCCGGCAUUCUGAUCGUGUUGGUUCUCAUGCACGUCCGCACUCCGGCGACGUCGGCGGUGAGCUUGACGAUCAUGCUGUUCUGGACCAUGCUGCUCACCUUCACCUCCGUGGCGCUGGGUGGCCAAGGCAAGCUUACCGGCAUUGAAGACCGCAAAGGCACUGAAUAUCUGCUGAGCGACGAGAUGAUCGAUGUCGGUGUGCAGGUUGGCCUCUACGCCGUGUUUUGGAUCAUCGAAGCGACGCGACUGGUAAAGAGGCUUUUGGUGGAACGCAGGGGUCUCGAGGGUAGCGCAAGGCUGCCUGAGCAUCCUUCCCAGCAAGAUCCCAUGGCCACCUCGCCUUCUGCUGAGAACAAGGAGACUGUGAGCGCGGCGUAG
Molecule: messenger RNA, 804 nt
Organism: Sporisorium graminicola
Lineage: Eukaryota; Fungi; Basidiomycota; Ustilaginomycetes; Ustilaginales; Ustilaginaceae
Exons: 2
Coding region: 1-804 (267 amino acids)
Source: RefSeq, a predicted model, not a curated record